AGCUUGACCCGAGAAUUGCUGGGUAGCCCCGCCAGGCGCAGACGGCUGACCCCUCUGUUUUCUUUCUUACGCUCCAAGUUUCUGCCAUUGGCAACUUCCCAAGCCUUCUCAGAGUUCGAACACUUCUCUCACUUCUCUCACCCAGACAACGAACGAUCUGCAACGGUUAACUCACUGUUCUCUCAGGUUGGUGUUGGACUGAAAAUGUCGAAGGCUGCCAUUGAUGUUCCUCCCAAGGGUGGGUUUAGUUUCGACCUGUGUAGAAGGAACGAAAUGCUUUCGAGCAAAGGAGUUCAGCCUCCUUCAUUUCGCAAGACAGGAACUACUAUUGUUGGUCUGAUUUUCCAGGAUGGUGUUAUUCUUGGAGCAGACACUAGAGCAACUGAAGGACCUAUAGUUUGUGACAAGAACUGUGAAAAAAUUCACUAUAUGGCACCCAACAUUUAUUGCUGUGGAGCUGGAACUGCUGCUGAUACAGAGGCAGUAACAGACAUGGUAAGUUCCCAGCUGCAGCUGCAUCGGUAUCAAACUGGUAGAGAGUCAAGGGUUGUGACUGCUCUUACCCUUCUGAAGUCUCACCUUUUCAACUACCAAGGUUAUAUUCAAGCUGCCCUGGUGCUUGGUGGUGUUGAUCUCACUGGGCCACAUUUGCACACUAUUUACCCUCAUGGAUCUACAGACACACUACCAUUUGCUACAAUGGGUUCUGGUUCCCUGGCUGCAAUGGCUAUUUUUGAGUCAAAGUACCGAGAAGGGUUGACAAGGGAAGAAGGAAUAAAUUUGGUAUGUGACGCUAUUUGCUCGGGCAUAUUCAAUGACUUGGGAAGUGGAAGCAAUGUAGAUGUUUGUGUAAUAACUAAGGGGCACAAAGACUACCUGAGGAACCACAUAUUGCCAAACCCUCGUACUUAUGUCAGUUCCAAAGGUUUUACAUUUCCAAAGCCAAUAGAAUGAUGCAGGAACCCUUGCAUAUUUGACACCGUACUCGGGCGACGACCUAGCCCACCCUCGCCCACUUUUCGCUAUACUCGGGUGGUUAAAGUGCAACGCGUCGCUCGUAGGGGACGCCCUAGCAAAUAUUCGGCAAGGAUUUAUAUCAUAGUGAUCUGACAAAUUUUACGCUGGCUGUCAGUUACCUAACGCAACCCUCCUUAACCCGGGCUUGGGACCGACUGUGUGUGAAAAAAUUAGGACAUUAAGUGCAUCAUAGGUGGAGUUUUAUUUCUAAAAUUAUGUACUAAUAUUUUUAUUUGUCUUGCUCUAGAUUCCAUCUUCCAUUGUUUUACUUUGAUGAUAGAAGUAGUUCAAUGAUUCCAGCAGAUGUUUUGUUGUCGUGGUGUUAUGUAGUUUUGAUGUACUUUCCCCUUGAGCUAAUAUAUAUAUAGAGAAAAAAAACAUGUUCCAAUA
Messenger RNA from Malania oleifera, 1407 nucleotides. Its product is annotated as proteasome subunit beta type-7-B-like. The transcript has 9 exons. The record is from RefSeq and is a predicted model, not a curated record. Gene Ontology annotation, cellular component: proteasome core complex. The coding region runs from base 205 to 954 and encodes 249 amino acids. Gene Ontology annotation, molecular function: threonine-type endopeptidase activity. NCBI's taxonomy places the organism in Eukaryota, Viridiplantae, Streptophyta, Magnoliopsida, Santalales, Ximeniaceae.